UCAUAUGUUCAAAUUGCUUUGAGAAAAAAGAACAAAGGGCUCUAUGUCAGGGUUGUAUAAUCCCAACUUCUCUCCUGCCAGAGCUGCCUCUCCUCAGAUUAGAACCACUCCAGAUGUUGACAGUCAGUACUUGUCAGAGCUGUUAGCUGAGCAUCAAAAGCUUGGACCUUUCAUGCAAGUGCUUCCGAUAUGCAGCCGACUUUUGAAUCAAGAGAUUUUACGGGUUUCUGGAAUGAUGUCCAACCAAGGUUUCGGUGACUUCGAUAGAAUGCGGCAUAGAAGUCCUAGUCCAAUGGCUUCUUCAAACCUUAUAUCAAGUGUUACUGGAUCAGGAUUGGGUGGUUGGAAUGGAAUUCCUCAAGAGAGAUUAAGUGCACCUCAUGGGAUGACAAUGGACUGGCAAGGUGGUGCACCUGCGAGCCCUAGUUCAUACACAGUGAAGAGGAUUUUACGCUUGGAAAUUCCUGUAGACACUUACCCCAACUUCAAUUUUGUUGGGCGACUUCUUGGACCCAGAGGUAAUUCUCUGAAACGGGUUGAAGCUACUACAGGCUGUCGUGUAUACAUCAGAGGCAAAGGAUCUAUCAAGGAUCCAGACAAGGAGGACAAGCUAAGGGGAAGACCAGGCUAUGAACAUCUGAGCGAACCCCUGCACAUCUUGAUUGAAGCCGAUUUACCUGCCAGUGUUGUUGAUAUAAGGCUCAGACAGGCUCAAGAAAUUAUUGAAGAACUGCUCAAACCUGUGGACGAGUCGCAAGAUUAUAUAAAGAGGCAGCAAUUGCGGGAGUUGGCUUUGAUAAAUUCAAAUUUCAGAGAAGAAAGUCCUGGGCCAAGUGGCAGUGUAUCUCCUUUCAAUUCAAGCGGAAUGAAACGUGCCAAAACAGGUCGAUGACUGCUUGUUCUAAAUGUUUGCUACUCAGUACUUGACCCUGUGAUCAUGUCUGAGAAUGCCUUGCAAUACACAUUUCCAUCAGCAUGGAUAUAAAAAAGAUAGACUAAAAGUUCUUGCUGGUGAGCUUUCUGGUGGUUUUUGUUUGUUUUGUUUUUCUCUCUUUUUGGAACUACAGACAGACAAAGACCCAAAGAACAAAAAAACCAAAAACCAAAAAAGAAAGGAAUUUAUAUAGUUGGCUCUUGAGCUUUAGGUUUGGUUAAGUCAGUUUUUUCUUUGUAAACUUAAUACAUUCAUUGGAUUUAUUCUUGUGUUUAGUUACUUCUGAGAAGUGUGAAGAUAUAUAUUAAUUGUGCAACCAUUUAGAGCUUAAGACAGUGAAUCGAGUUUUGUAGGUUUGUCGUAUGGCA
Fragaria vesca subsp. vesca is the source of this 1302-nucleotide messenger RNA. RefSeq names its product KH domain-containing protein At2g38610-like. Gene Ontology annotation, molecular function: mRNA binding. The transcript is spliced from 7 exons. The coding region runs from base 44 to 892 and encodes 282 amino acids. The record is from RefSeq and is a predicted model, not a curated record. Lineage: Eukaryota; Viridiplantae; Streptophyta; Magnoliopsida; Rosales; Rosaceae. Gene Ontology annotation, biological process: regulation of mRNA splicing, via spliceosome. Gene Ontology annotation, cellular component: nucleus.